Carya illinoinensis is the source of this 2429-nucleotide messenger RNA. Its product is annotated as probable NAD kinase 1. NCBI's taxonomy places the organism in Eukaryota, Viridiplantae, Streptophyta, Magnoliopsida, Fagales, Juglandaceae. Bases 704 to 1375 code for a protein of 223 amino acids. Gene Ontology annotation, molecular function: NAD+ kinase activity. The record is from RefSeq and is a predicted model, not a curated record. The transcript has 11 exons. Gene Ontology annotation, biological process: NAD+ metabolic process; NADP+ biosynthetic process.
CUAACGAGGUUUUUUUUUUUUUUUUUUUUUCUCUUCUCGCUGGGAGUAGAACAUAGCAAUGCGAAUUCUUUUUUUUUUUUUUUUUCUUGUUGCUGGAAGAAGAACACAGCGGUGCAAAUUCUUGAUUUUUUUUUUCCUCUUCUUGCUGGAAGUAGCACAUAACAGUGCGAAUUCGUAAUUAUUUUUGUUCUCUUUUUGCUGGUAGUAGAACACAGCAGCUUUAUACGUAAUUUCUAGGAAGAAGAAGAAGAUGGUUCAUGAGUCUGGGCUUUUGUUGCUGCUUCAAUCUAUUUGGGUGUUUAUUGUCUGUCCAUAAACAUUUGCAAAUUCAUAAAAAAAAGUAUAAAAAUUUGGAUGCAUAUGCCAAAAAUCAAUCGGCAUAAAACCAGAGAAAGAGAGAGGAGAAGAGGCGGAGCUAUUGUCAGCUAUCACGUGUGGGGUAUUAGUGGGAGAGGCAAGUAUAUCAUGUUCGCUGCCAGAGAAUGGUGUUUCCAAUUCAUAUUCUCUCUUCUCAGAAAAGGCAGUUGAUGAACUUCUUCAAUCUCCAGUUCAGGGAUUUGAUGAUCACCUUGUAGAGUUCUCAGAAGCCUUGAGAACUGUUGCAAAGGCCUUAAGGUGUGCUGUGGAAAGAAAGGCUUCUGCUCAAGCUGAGGCAGCUGAAUGGAAGCGUAAAUAUGAACUGGAGAGAGCAUGAAAUCUGCAAAUGGAGUGCAAAGAGCAUGGUAUUGAUGUUGAUUAUGCAAGAAUGGGGAACUUGGUCAACCAACCAGUGUGGUGCAGUGAAGCAAAUGAGCAAUUUGGAAAGCGCUGCGGGAGGAAUGGACUUUGCUCGCAUGAAGUUCUUCAAGAUGGGGAAACUGAUUUUGAUUCCAAGAUGGUCAGGAUGGCUUCAUUUGAACUUUCAUGGUGCUGCAAAGGUGAACAAAGUGAUCAGCACAAACAUUACAUUGUCUCUUUUGAAAGAGGGAAUAUAAUAACUGCAGAACGAAGCAGUAAGCAGAUCUCUUUGAGGUGGAAAUCACACCCACAAAUUGUGCUUAUUUUGACCAAACCGAAUUCAAUUUCUGUCCAAGUUCUGUGCAGAAAUGUUCCCCAAUGGUUGAGGGAACAGAAAAAAUUGGACAUAUAUAUUGAGCCACGCAUGCGAGUUGAACUUCUUGCAGGAUCAUCUUACUUCAGUUUUGUACAAACAUGGAAAGAUGAGAAGGAAAUUUUGCUCCUGCAUAUAAAAGUUGACCUUGUGGUAACUCUUGGUGGGGAUGGAACAGUCCUUUGGGCAGCAUCCAUGUUCAAAGGACCAGUUCCUCCCAUCGUCCCAUUUUCUUUAGGGUCUCAUGGCUUUAUGACCCCUUUCCAUAUUCUCCUCCUUGUUUAAAGGCGUCUGUUUCUCUAACAAUUUGAUUAAUGACACAACUUUAUACAACCCACACCUUUUUAUGACAUCUUUCAUAUAAUUGUUGGCUUUCUCCUAUCUGACUGGAAGUUGGUCCUUAAUAUUCUUCAGACUCUGAAAAUUACAGAGAAUGCCUUGACUCUGUUUUUAAGGGUCCAAUUAGUAUCACACUAUGACACCGUUUGCAGUGUCACGUUAUUAGGGAUGGUGCUAAAAAUGAGUAUGAUACUGAAGAACCAAUACUUGUUUUGAAUGAGGUUACAAUUGAUUGUGGAAUAUCAUCAUACCUUACAAAUUUGGAAUGCUAUUGUGACGACUCCUUUGUCACUUCUGUCCAAGGGGAUGGGUUAAUUUUAUCUACAACCUCGGGCAGUACUGCAUAUUUGUUGGCGGCUGGAGGAUCAAUGGUCCAUCCACAGUCCCUGGUAUCCUAAUCUGUCCACAUUCCUUGUCCUUCCGGCCUCUGAUAUUAACUGAGCAUGUGACGCUGCGGGUGCAAGUUCCUUUCAAUAGCAGAGGCCAUGCAUGGGCAUCAUUCGAUGGGAAGGAUGGGAAACAGCUAACUGCAGGAAAUGCUCUUGUGUGCAGCAUGGCGCCUUGGCCUGUGCCCACAGCUUGUCUAGUUGAUUCCACAAGUGAGUUCUUAUGCAGCAUCCAUGAGGACCUCCACUGGAAUCUAAGAAAGACCCAGUCUUUUGAUGGUCCUCGAGAUUCAUAAUUUCCUCUCUCUCCAUUAGUUUAUUACAGAUGAAAGAAAGAAAUUGUAGAUGGUAUUUACUUAUUUUCUGAGACGCACUGCAUAGUGUGAUCGUAGAAGGGGCCUAGGGGGAUGUAACUUAAUUUUUUUUGCUCCUUUUCUUAUUGUUUUAUCCCCCAUAUGAACAGCUGAAUGUCAGCAGGUAAUGAUGAAAAGUAGAAGAUAGAAAGUGUUUGUUAUAGGACCAACGUUUUAAUUGUCAAAGACAAACUUGUAGGGUUUCACUUGUUUACUAUAUGAAUAUAUCUGGGCAUAUAAAAUUGUUGAAGGUUUGCACUA